Salvia hispanica is the source of this 1052-nucleotide messenger RNA. Its product is annotated as dual specificity protein phosphatase 1-like. NCBI's taxonomy places the organism in Eukaryota, Viridiplantae, Streptophyta, Magnoliopsida, Lamiales, Lamiaceae. Gene Ontology annotation, molecular function: protein tyrosine/threonine phosphatase activity; MAP kinase tyrosine/serine/threonine phosphatase activity; MAP kinase tyrosine phosphatase activity. Gene Ontology annotation, cellular component: cytoplasm. The record is from RefSeq and is a predicted model, not a curated record. Gene Ontology annotation, biological process: negative regulation of MAPK cascade; peptidyl-tyrosine dephosphorylation.
UGUAAAAUUGAGGCAGUUCAGUCUAAACAACUGCUUCACAGUUCACAUCACUGCGGAAGAAGGAAGGAAGGAAGGAAGAAGACAUCUUUUUUCUCAUACGAAAUUCCCAUCAUUUCCUUCCAUUCAAAGGGUUCAUCUCGGAAGGCGACUAAAGUACUGCAGAAAUUCCUUAUUAGCAAUGGCUGGUGAGGCAUAUAAGGAACAUGUUGCAGGGCUAUUGAAAGUCAUCCGAGCUUCGAAAAUUGUCAAAGAGGACAACAUUCCUUGCCUAAUUGAAGAUGGCCUUUUUUUAGGAUCUCUUGGAGCUGCCAAUAAUAAGACUGCUCUGAAAGCAUUGAACGUCACACACAUUUUGACUGUCGCCCAUUCGCUGAUCCCUUCUCACCCUAACGAUUUUGUUUACAAAAUUAUCCAAGUUCGGGACACAGAAGAUGUCAAACUAUCUCAGUACUUCGACGAGUGUUUUGCAUUUAUAGAUGAAGCUAAGGCGUCAGGAGGUGGUGUACUGGUUCACUGCUUUCUUGGACGAUCAAGAAGCGUUACCAUCAUUAUUGCUUAUCUUAUGUUUAAACACGGCAUGAGCUUAUCCGAAGCUGUGGAGCACGUGAGGGUGAAAAGACCAACGAUGUGUCCCAACCAAGGAUUCAUUUCACAACUCGAGGAGUAUGCGAAAUUUCUUCAAGCAUUUCCAUUUGUCCAGUAGAUGCAAAAAACAAAGACAGAGCAGCACACGAGCCUGAAAAGUCGGGUAGCUCAGUAUAGUUACAAAGACACCUCCAAUGGCUACCGAUGUAUAUACACAGAAGCAUUCUUAUCGCUCCUUGUUGUCUCUGUUUCCGAAGCAGCAGUAAACUAUAGACAUCAAGGCUCGUUCAUUUCUCUCUUUGGAGUGAAUAAGGACACAUUUUUCCACAUGGAUUACAAUGGACCAAACUCAUUCUGUCUGAAGCAGCUCAAAUUAGUUGAGCUAAUCAAAUCAUGCCUGUGUUUAGAAUUUUAGAUUCUGUAAUAACUGUUUUUGCUCUAUUUAUUUCAAAUCAAAGUUACCAACA